AUGGUGAAGAUUGAAGCCUUCGCGGUUGAACAGUGGAUGGACAGUUAUGAGACCACUGCCAAAUAUAAUACCGCCGAGACCUGCUGUGCAUCCAUUUCUGUUGACGACCUUCACGCGCUCUCCGAUGACAAGGAGUCCGAUCCUUUCGCCCAGUUCCAAUCCACCAAACUUACGUAUGGGACAAUCCGUGGCUCCAAUCAACUGCGAAACAUAUUGGCAAAUCUGUACUCGCAACUGUUCUCCGUUCCUGCAUCACUGGGGGCCGAAGUCAGCCUAUGGAAGUCUAAUGAGGCUCGUGGAUGGCAGCUGGAAAUUGAAGAGCCGAAAGGCAUUAUCCGCCCCAAUACGAAGUUGAUCAUCAUAAAUAACCCGCAAAACCCAACUGGAGCUGUCAUCCCGCGCUCGACACUUGAACAAUUAGUCGAUAUUGCCCGCGAGAAAUCCAUCAUAAUCCACUCCGACGAGGUUUAUCGCCCACUUUUCCAUAACAUCAGUCCCGCGGAUCCGAGAUUCCCACCGACACUUCUUUCAAUGGGAUACGAACACACCGUGGUGACAGGAUCUGUUUCCAAAGCCUACAGCCUGGCCGGCUUACGGGUCGGUUGGAUUGCGUCGCGGGAUAGUUCGAUCAUCGAAUCUCUUGCUAAUGCCCGAGAUUAA
Molecule: messenger RNA, 660 nt
Organism: Penicillium digitatum Pd1
Lineage: Eukaryota; Fungi; Ascomycota; Eurotiomycetes; Eurotiales; Aspergillaceae
Product: putative aminotransferase
Biological process (GO): biosynthetic process
Molecular function (GO): pyridoxal phosphate binding
Source: RefSeq, a predicted model, not a curated record